GCUUGUAGCCCAAUAAAAGGACCACCAGGACCUCCAGGACGAAAUGGACAAAGUGGAAGACGGGGGGCGAGAGGACCGCCAGGAGAUGAGGGACCAAAGGGAGAGCAAGGCUUAGAAGGUGAUCCUGGAAUCCAAGGUCCACCAGGUGACCAAGGAGAUAUCGGAAUUCGAGGGCCGAUCGGCAAUCAAGGAAUGCAAGGUAUAAGGGGACUAGAAAAUCCAUGA
Molecule: messenger RNA, 225 nt
Organism: Cercopithifilaria johnstoni
Lineage: Eukaryota; Metazoa; Nematoda; Chromadorea; Rhabditida; Onchocercidae
Source: the annotation of a GenBank genome assembly